This is a messenger RNA of Elephantulus edwardii (Cape elephant shrew), 4065 nucleotides long. It is a transcript of the gene MTUS2, whose product is annotated as microtubule associated tumor suppressor candidate 2. Lineage: Eukaryota; Metazoa; Chordata; Mammalia; Macroscelidea; Macroscelididae. Gene Ontology annotation, molecular function: microtubule binding. Gene Ontology annotation, cellular component: cytoplasm; nucleus. The record is from RefSeq and is a predicted model, not a curated record.
AUGGCGUGUAGCCCAGCUGAAGGGUGGACCAUGAGCGUUCCAAUGGCCCCUAAGAAAUCAUGUUACACACAGCUGCAGGACAGCAGGACUGGGGCCACCAAUGACAACGAGACUCUCAUCAGCCUGGGGGACCCCAACGCCAACCAGAUCAUGGUGGAGGUCAGUUCUCCCGUGAGCGAGUCAAAGACCUGUGGGAUUCCAGAUGAACCUGCAAACGCAAACUCACGGGAGCUGGAAAACACACAUUUCAAUAAGGAGUUCCAGAAAGUUCAGGGCCUUGUCAAGGACGUCCAGACUCUCACAAAAGACCGUAAGCUCUCUUCAGUGGUUCAUGGGGAGCUGAGUGAACAUAGCACACACAAAGGCCCUGCUGUGCUCCAGGCACCUCGCGGGCCCCAGGGACCCAGCCUCUCUGGUUGGAGGAAUGGUUUGAGUGAGGCCAGUUCUGAGGUUUUGGCCAAACGGGAGCCUGACACUGCUCAGCACAUCCCCCGGGAUAAACUGACAAAGACCCAUGGCGGUGAGGAACUGAGGAAACAUUCCGUGGAGAAAGUUGAUGGUGCUGUGGACGUGCUCACCAUGGAGAGUGUGGGGAAUGUGCCUCAGCCUGCCAUGGUGGAGCCCACUAAGGUCCCCCGUCCUGUUUGUGGGAGUGGGGAGAAACCACAGAAAGCGUUCCCAAGCCACUUUCCAGGGGUUGCUUUUCACCCAGCUGACAAUACCUCAGAGGAAAAGAUCAGGCUGCAUCCUAAACCAUCUACCUCAGAAACCAAGGAGGCCCAAAGCAAGGGGGGAAGUGAGAGAUCAUUCCAUCCUGCACAGAUGGAGCCUACUCAGAGUUCAGCGUUUCCCCCUAAGGAAAUCCCAAGUCAACCUGAAGCACAGUUAGGCAAGGGCGAGGAAGAGCCGGAGCCUGAGCCAAAAUUUGUUCAACCCAGGACUGCACAGGUACUGAAGUCGACGCAGGCAGAUGCUGUGUUACCCCUGGAGAGAAAAGAGCCAUGUGGAAAAGCAGAGAAGUCAUCUUCACACCAAGAAGCCAAUGGUGCCGUUGGAAGUCUCACCAAUGGCAGUCUUCAGCAUCUUGGACCAGGAAGAGGAGGUCGUGAGGAGGAAAAGAGAGAGAUUGUCAUAGAUGAAGGUUCUCUUCUGACCACCCACCAACAGGGCCCUGGUUCCUUGAGAUCUGUUGCUGAUCAGCCUAUUGGCAGAAUUUCACCAAGUGUAGGUAGCAGAUCGAGUGAAACACCACCAAGCAACAUUUCACCAAGUGAUGGUCAGGCUGUGUCUGGCCUUGGCAUUCCAGCCAGUGAGUUCUGUGGUGUCAGGGAGGAAAGAGGGAGCUCAGGCAGUGGUAACAUGGACAUUGCCUCUUCUUUGACUUCAGAGCCUUCUGCUGAAGAGAGCAAUACUGGAGUGUCUGAACCCCUUGUCCCUCACAGCAGCAGCUCAGAAGCAGGAGAAGAAAAGAUGAUGACCGUUUCUGCUGCUGAGCCGAGGAACUUUCUAGAAAAGGCAGCAAGAACAGAAAGUGACCCAGCAAGAGCCAACUCUCUUCUCAGUGUGCCAGCACCCCUCACUGUCCCAAUCGUGAAUGUGACCCACGUUUCCAAUGGCAGUGUCCAGGACCUUGGACCACUGGGUCUAGACUUCGGGUCCUCCUUGACUGUCCCACCUGCCCAUGACAGCGGUCAGUUGGUAAAUGCUUCUUCUAAAUUGUCUGACAAGAGCACCUGUCCCAGUGGGAUCCCCAAGCCCAUCUUCACACAUCCCAAGGACGCCUCUUCCUUUCAGGAGGGAAUGGAGAACGGCCAUGUCGAAAAAACAGACGAGAGGACAGAUACCAAGCCCAUCAUCAUGCCCAAACCCAAACACGUGAGGCCCAAAAUCAUCACCUACAUCCGGAGGAACCCGCAGACUCUGGGCCAGGUGGACGCCUCGCUGGUGCCCAUGGGGCUGCCUUACACCCCACCACCUUGUAGCAUGCCUCUGCCCAAAGAGGAGAUGGCAGCAAGUGGAGACAUCAAGCCACCUCCAGCCCUCUAUGAGAAACUCAAGCCAGACUUGCAGAAGCCAAGGGUCUUCACCUCUGGACUGAUGGUGUCUGGUAUCAAACCCCCAGGACAUCAUUUCAGCCAAAUGAGUGAAAAGUUUCUGCAGGAGGUGACAGAUCACCCUGGGAAAGAGGACUUUUGCUCUCCUCCCUACACACAUUACGAAGUUCCUCCGACGUUCUAUCGGUCCGCCAUGCUCCUUAAGCCCCAGUUGGGACUGGGUGCCAUGUCCCGUUUGCCAUCUGCAAAGAGCAGGAUUCUGAUUGCAAGUCAGAGGUCUUCAGCCAGCGCCAUCCACCCACCAGGACCCAUCACAGCCGCUGCCAGCCUCUACAGUGCUGACCCUUCAGCAGAUCUAAAGAAAACCACCAGUUCCAGUGCUGCAAAAUCCAGUCUCCCCAAAUCUGGACUUCGCCCUCCUGGUUACUCACGUCUCCCGGCGGCCAAGCUAGCGGCCUUCGGCUUUGUACGGAGUUCCAGCGUGGCCUCAGUGUCCAGCACCCAGUCCGUGGACAGCACCCAGAGUGAGCCUGUCAGGACCAGCCGUUCAACCUUUGGCAGUGAAGACCAGCCAGCUUUGAAGACCACUGUCCCUUCCAAAGAUGUACCCAAAGGUGUCAGCCGAGCAGCGCCCCCAGCAUCCACCAGUGCAACCGCCCCUCGCAGGAGUUUACUUCCAGCACCCAAAUCAACAUCCACGCCUUCUGGAACAAAGAAGGAAGCACCAAGGGACCAGGAUGCUCACAAGCCUGCUGUGUCCUCACCCAAGAGGACCCCAGCAUCAGCCGCCAAGCUCCACUCCCCAGGGUACCCGAAGCAGAGGCCGGCUGCGCCCCGAAACGGGUUCCCGCCCAAGCCUGACCUGCAGGCGCGCGAGGCCGAGAGGCAAUUUGUGCAGCGGCUGAAGGACAAGUGCGAGGAGCAGGCACGGCAGCUGGGGCUGCUGCGGGCGGAGCUCCGGACGGCCGUCUGCGGCUUCGGCGCCCUGGCUGUGGCCACGCAGCACUUCUUCCGCAAGAAUGAAAGUGCCCUUGUGAAAGAAAAAGAGCUGUCGAUUGAACUCGCAAACAUCAGGGAUGAAGUUGCCUUCAACACAGCGCGAUGUGAGAAACUACAAAAGGAGAAAGAGGAGCUGGAGAAGCGCUUCGAGGAGGAGGUCCGGCGGCUGCGCUGGCAGCAGCAGGCCGAGCUGCAGGCCCUGGAGGACCGUCUGCAGCUGCAAUUCGAGGCAGAGGUUGGCCGCCUGCAGGAGGAACACCAGGGCCAGCUACUGAGGAUCCGGUGUCAGCACGAGGAGCAGGUGGAAGACAUCACCGCUAGCCAUGAGGCAGCCCUCCUAGAGAUGGAGAACAACCACACGGUGGCCAUUGCAAUCCUGCAGGAUGACCAUGACCACAAAGUCCAAGAACUGAUGUCGACUCACGAGCUUGAAAAGAAGGAGUUGGAAGAAAAUUUUGAAAAACUGCGGCUGUCGUUACAGGACCAAGUGGACACACUGACCUUCCAGAGCCAGUCUCUCCGGGACAGGGCCCGGCGCUUUGAGGAGGCACUGAGGAAGAACACGGAGGAGCAGCUGGAGGUUGCCCUGGCUCCCUACCAGCACCUGGAGGAGGAUAUGAACAGUCUGAAGCAGGUGCUGGAGAUGAAGAACCAGCAGAUUCACCAGCAGGAGAAGAAGAUCUUGGAGCUGGAAAAGCUGGCAGAAAAGAACAUUCUCCUGGAGGAAAAGAUCCAAGUGCUCCAGCAACAGAACGAAGACCUCAAAGCCAGGAUCGACCAGAACACCGUCGUGACGAGACAGCUGUCAGAGGAAAAUGCGAAUCUCCAGGAAUACGUGGAGAAAGAAACCCAGGAAAAGAAGAGGCUAAGCCGAACCAACGAAGAGCUGCUUUGGAAACUGCAGACGGGGGACCCAACCAGCCCGGUCAAACUCUCCCCCACGUCCCCCAUUUACCGCUGCUCGUCCUCAGGCCCGCCUUCUCCGGCCAGAGUCAGCACCACGCCCAGAUGA